Messenger RNA from Aspergillus ibericus CBS 121593, 1047 nucleotides. RefSeq lists its product as uncharacterized. The annotation marks the transcript as partial. The transcript has 2 exons. The record is from RefSeq and is a predicted model, not a curated record. NCBI's taxonomy places the organism in Eukaryota, Fungi, Ascomycota, Eurotiomycetes, Eurotiales, Aspergillaceae.
GAACCAUUUCCUGAAUACUACAAGUCGUGUGAGACAGAGGAAGCUCACGCAGACAAGGAAGUGGAAAAGGCGUACGAGACCGCUAUUUCCAAAGUUUGUGAAGAGGUCAUUCGAUUCAGGGAAGUUAGUUCAGACGUGACUUCUCCUCCCCCGUUCACCAUGGAAGACGUGAAAAAUCCUGGCUCCAAGUGCAAUGACAAGAAUGCCACUCGAAGUGACAGUCCUGUUCCGCUAUCCUUUCACAUGGACACCGAAGUUACGACUCCCCAGCUGAGUGAGCACUCAGAAGCUGAUCCCCGGCCUGGCUUAGCUAUCCCUGAGGACCGCAAGAAGGAUGUUCUCGAGGAGAUCAGAAUCAUGGUCAACUCGGAUCGCAUGAGGCCGGCCACCAAGAGACGAUUCGUCGCCAUGUGCAACAUUAUCCUCCGCAUCGAGUAUCUCCUUUUUCGUAGACAUCAGACUCCCGUCGAUCCAGUGAGCUUCCUGACCGGCGAGGAAGUCGAGGAAGUGAUGUACCUUGCAGGGGAGAUUAUGAAGUAUCUCACCAUCAUCGACAACAUCCUCCUACAGGAGCUCGAUUAUGCGCAGCGUGUCCAGCACACGGUCAAGUACAUCGCCGAUGACACGCGCUACAAUGUGGUGACUCGCUUCAAGAACAUGGCCGAGGUCAUCAUCAACAACCUCAACAAACCCCGCCCGUCCGAGCAACGCCUCUUAACCGUCUUUCUCGACUUCUUCGACUCCUACAUCUACACGGAUUUCAUUAGCAUCCGCCACCGCCAGCUUCGAACCGAAGAGAAUUGGAGCCCCACCCGCAUGCAGAUGACUCGUUGCAUGGUCGACAUCUGGGAUAUGAUCAAUCGGGCUAUCGAGAACUACGAUGCCAUUGUCAAAAUCACCAUGGAUAUCAAACAUGAAUAUGUCGAACCCCACUUCAACGAGAUGAACGAAGCCCCGCGUAUCUGGCGCAAUGCUAUGAUCCAGCACCACAUUGAGAUCCAGAGCGCGCGAAUGCGCCAGUCCGCACAGCAGGCUCAGGCUCGUGAG